This is a messenger RNA of Dendrobium catenatum, 3509 nucleotides long. Its product is annotated as extra-large guanine nucleotide-binding protein 3. NCBI's taxonomy places the organism in Eukaryota, Viridiplantae, Streptophyta, Magnoliopsida, Asparagales, Orchidaceae. Bases 601 to 3201 code for a protein of 866 amino acids. Gene Ontology annotation, biological process: adenylate cyclase-modulating G protein-coupled receptor signaling pathway. The record is from RefSeq and is a predicted model, not a curated record. Gene Ontology annotation, molecular function: guanyl nucleotide binding; G-protein beta/gamma-subunit complex binding; GTPase activity. Gene Ontology annotation, cellular component: heterotrimeric G-protein complex. The transcript is spliced from 9 exons.
GAUUACGGCGGACCGACACCCAACAAGGCAAUUUCUUUAGUCAAACUCAAAUUUUGAACUUUGAAGGAUCCUUCAAUUUUCCAACUCUUGCCAUGAAUAUUAUGCCCAUUUCAAGUCUCUCUCUUCUGUCUCCUCUUCUCUGCGUUGUUGUACCUCCAAGCCAGGUACCCGAGGCUACAAGAGUCCGGACCUCUGCGCUUUCAAUUCUCCUAUCCUGCAAUUGCGAUUCAAUCUAGUCUUCGGUUUCCUCACUCUAGGGCUUUGGUCGCGGUACUGUAACCUGAAGAGGAUUUUUUUGGCUGGAUCGGUUUCUGAAUCGGGCCGGCAGCCUGUUUGUCUCCGCCGCGAGGUACACUUUGUGCUUACUUUCCCAAUCUGGUGUUCGUUUCACGGGUUCCGAUUCUUGUUGGUGCUGAAAGGCAAAGGAGUGUUUCGGAUUUGUUCCAGCUGAAAGUUCCUCUGGAUAUUUAAUUAUUUGGCACUCCUGGUUUUGAUUUAUUUGAGUUCUUAUAUGUUUUUAUGUUCGCGAUUCUUUCACAAGGCUAAAAUUAGCCUCUUUUGAGCAUCUGAGUUAGUGAAAAUAGUUGUCUGUUUUGAGAAAUGGCUGAAACCUUAGAAGGGAAUCGUUGGGAGGAGAUGUUGAGAAAAUUUUUGCCGCCGGGAACACCAAUUCCCGAGGCUCCACUUAAUCUGGACUACUCUAUUGCCAUCGAGUAUGAUGGUCCUGAUGUUGACUAUGAGCUUCCCAGCGUUGAUCCUGUCAGCCUGAGCUACAGGUCUAUUCCUACAGCAGAGCCCCUCUCUGAAUCUCAUGACCGGCCAGUGGAAAAUGGAGGACGGCAGAUUAUGGAACCAACUCCGCUUACUGUCUCCUCCAUAUCGGACCAUGCUAGUUCCUCUCGCCGGAGCCCAAGGGGCUCUGGGAGCUCCGAGUCUGUUGUUUCUGUCUUGCAGAAUCGAGAGUUCUCGGGUCUGUCUAAUUCUGAGUCUCCAGAUUCUGUCCAUAGCCCUCCCUCCGCCCAAAGUUCCCCACGCAGGCCAACCUAUCGAAUGGCGAAUGAGGUGAAGAGGGUACCUGUAGUUACUUUUGAAAGCAUGGAGAAACCCAAUAGUAAGGAAUUGUAUGUGGGGGGAUCGGCUUCACCUCAAUAUGUUGGUGUUUCAAGAAAGGAGAAGAUCAGCGUUUGCUAUCGAUGUGGGAAAAGGAAGUGGGAGAGAAAAGAAUCUUGCUUUGUUUGUGAUGCUAGGUACUGCAGUAAUUGUGUACUUAGAGCCAUGGGGUCGAUGCCAGAGGGGCGCAAGUGUGUACAAUGCAUAGGGCAGCCAAUUGAUGAGUCGAAGCGGUCGAAGCUUGGUAAGAGUUCCAGGAUAUUGUCAAGGUUGCUAAGCCCCUUGGAAGUAAGACAAAUUUUGAAGGCAGAGAAGGAAUGCCCUGCCAAUCAACUGAGGCCUGAGCAGCUCAUAGUGAAUGGAUGUCCUUUGCGGCCUGAGGAGAUGGCAGACCUGCUUGGUUGCCAUUUACCUCCUGAAAAGUUGAAGCCUGGAAGGUACUGGUAUGACAAGGAAUCCGGGCUUUGGGGAAAGGAGGGAGAGAAACCGGAUCGAAUUGUAAGUUCAAAUUUGAAUUUCACUGGAAAGCUUGCAAGCAAUGCAAGCAGAGGAAACACUCAAGUUUAUAUAAAUGGCAGAGAAAUUACCAAGACAGAACUGCGGGUGCUAAAGCUAGCAAACGUGCAGUGCCCAAGGGAUACCCAUUUCUGGGUGUAUGAAGAUGGUCGUUAUGAAGAAGAAGGCCAGAAUAACAUCAAAGGAAAAAUCUGGGAGUCGGCAUUAACAAGGAUAGCAUGCUCUUUAUUUUCACUGCCUGUCCCUCAUAAUACGUCGCAUAGACCAAGGAGCGAGGCUCCUUAUUCAGCUAGAACAGUUCCUGAGUACUUGGAACCAAAAAGGGUCCAAAAACUUUUACUACUUGGAUAUCCAGGAUCAGGAACAAGCACCAUCUUUAAACAGGCAAAGUUUUUGUAUGGAAGUAAAUUUACCGCAGAAGAACUAGAAAGGAUCAAGUUAAUGAUUCAAAGCAACAUGUACAAAUACCUAAGCAUUUUGCUUGAGGGAAGAGAAUGCUUUGAGGAAGAGGCUUUAUCUAAAUUAAAAGAAAGUGGUUCGCCUGAUCAACACCACAUUGAAGGUGGAGGUAGAAGUGAUGAAGGUGGACAUGGCCUGCAUACUUAUUCUGUAAAUGGUAAAUUGAAGCAGUUUUCUGACUGGCUUUUAGACAUCAUUGCUACGGGUGAUUUAGAUGCUUUUUUUCCUGCUGCGACACGGGAGUAUGCCCCGUUGGUCGAAGAAAUGUGGAGGGAUUCUGCCAUUCAAGAAACAUACAAGAGAAGGAAUGAGCUUCAUUUUCUCCCCGAUGUUGCAGAAUACUUCCUGAGUCGGGCAAUUGAGGUAUCAAGCAAUGAAUACGAACCCUCUGAAAAGGAUAUACUCUAUGCUGAAGGGGUGACCCAAGGAAACGGAUUGGUUUUGAUAGAUUUCUCACUAGAUGAUCGCAGUCCAAUGUCAGAAGCCUACAAUGACAAUCCAGAUGUUCAUUCUCAGCCGCUUACUAGAUAUCAGUUAAUUCGGGUCAGUGCCAGGGGUACAAAUGAGGGCUACAAGUGGCUGGAAAUGUUCGAGGAUGCUCGUGCUAUAAUAUUUUGUGUCGACCUCAGCGACUACGAUCAACACGGUGAGCCUGUUCAUGGAAAGAACAAGUCUCUAACUAAUAGGAUUAUGCAGAGCAAGGAGCUCUUUGAAACAACUGUGAGACAACCAUGCUUCAGAGAUACACCUUUUGUUCUUGUGCUCAACAAGUAUGACCUCUUUGAGGAGAAAAUCAGUAGGGUGCCCCUUUCAUCCUGUGAGUGGUUCCAGGACUUCUGCCCCUUGAGGACCAGCCACAACAACCAAUCCCUUGCCCAUCAGGCCUAUUAUUACAUUGCCAUGAAGUUUAAGGACCUCUACUUCGCCCUCACCAAGCGGAAGCUCUUUGUUUGGCAAACUCGGGCACGGGACCGGCCGACUGUCGAUGAAGCUUUCAAGUAUGUGAGAGAGGUGCUCAGAUGGGAGGAUGAGAAGGAUGAUAACUAUGUUAUUGAGGAUUCUUUCUAUAGCACCACUGAAUUGAGCUCUUCACCAUUCAUCAGGCAGGAACAAUGAACAUACCUAGUCAUCAACUGAACAAUUACAUAUUUGCAUCUCAUUUGCUGAUAUUAUACUGAGAUUUGUUCUACUGUGUUGAUAGGAAAAAGAUUUUCUUUGUCUGUAACAUGAGUUGAACUUUUUAUGGUGUAUGAACAGAUUUUAGAGAGGAACUGAUUAAAUGAAGAAGUAAUUAUUCAUUUGUAUUUGAGAUUAGCUAUUUGUAUGUUUCCAUUACUUUGUUAGAUCUAAUACACAUGAAGAGAAUUCUCUGUAAUCUCAACUUGACUGUUUUAAGCUAAUGCAGAGCUUGUGGUAUUAUCAAA